AAGGAGCAGGCGAGAGAGUGUUGGUGGAGGUCCCUUCGGAGCAGGUACCUUCGGGAGUGCGUGCUUACAAAAUGCAAGGGCUUAGGACGAAAAGGUACCAUUUCGGGAGCAGCUUUCGUUACGGAAACAUCUGGAAAAGCAGUGUGCGACAGAAGCAAGUUGCUUACCGGUGCAAGUGUUUGAAAAGUGUGGGAAGAGACCAGUGAUCAAAGGACUUUACGUGCACAACAGUGUUAAGUGAAUUAUCAGAUGGCUGCGGUGAUGAGAAGCAUGGCCCUGGGUCAGAACAUACAUAAUAUUCUGCCGAAUAACUGCAUUUUGGUGCAGCAGCAUAAACCGAUCAAUCAUCAUGGGAAGCGACCGAUUGCGCCUGCUCCUAUGAUGGUAACCAGUCUGCCACAAGGAGUUGGAUUAAAGUGCAAAACAGGAGCUAGUGCAGCGAAGAAAUAUGCUUACUGUGGAUUGCCGUACGCGCCGACUCCUCAGCAAGCAGCUUCCGUCCAGCGAAGAAAUGCCCGAGAGCGCAACCGUGUGAAGCAAGUGAACAAUGGAUUCGCAAACCUGCGCCAACAUAUUCCACCGACAGUGGUGACGGCCUUGUCUAACGGAGGUCGUGGAGCUAGCAAGAAGCUUAGCAAAGUGGAUACUCUCCGUAUGGCCGUAGAGUACAUUCGUAGUCUACAGAAGAUGCUGGACGAGAACAGCGAGAACACUCAAAAGAGUUUGAGCCAGAUGUCUUCCUCGAGCUCAUACUAUGGAACCAUGUCGGAGUCUUCGACUGCUUCUUCGCCAGCUCCGUCGCACAUUUCGGAGAACUCCUACUCGCAAUCCGGAGGACCAAUCUUCAAACACGAACCUUACGAUAUCUACGUCGACCCGUCUACCUCGCCUGCUCCUUCGUAUACUUCGGAGCAUCCACAACAGCAGCACCUCCAGACAUUGAUCCCAGGAAUGACCAGCCUCAGUCCCAGUGGAAACAACAACUACAUUCACGCCAUGGGAACCCACCAAGUGUACAAGUCGGAAAUCUACCGCGAGUACGAGGAGGAGCUGAGUCCUCAAAAUCCAGAGGACGAGGAGCUCCUCGACGCCAUCACCUGGUGGCAGCAACAGCAGUGAUCUCCUAAUCGAUUAAUUACUCUGAGACAAACCAAAAAGAAUGCGUCUUCUUGCCGAAGUUACGUACUCCCGAGAGCUCCGCGGCCGAGCUGAGUCAACGCGCUUACGAGCGAAUCCCUGUGCAUCUGCGUCCAGUUGAGUCAACCUGAAAAGUUGUCACUUCAACGAGGGAAUCCUUCGAGUCGCGCACUGCUGCCGCCGCCGGGCACUCCCCCUGAGAACAAACAGACUGUACUACCCGAAACUCUCUCAAAUACUGCCAGUAAUUGCCGUAGUAGUAACAGAUAACUAACAAACCGCCAAUCUAGUCAAAACGGUUUCUCCUCCUAGCGUUUAGCGAAUAGUGUGUAAUUAGCGUCGGACUUUUCGGGCAUGAUUGAUGAUCCUCCCGAUGUUUUGUUGAAAUUGUUAUAAUUCCUGCGAAAUCAUCGCAUCUAUCUAGAGCUUAAGGCGACAACGGCAAACCAGUGACUACUAGUUUUUUAUUGUAUUCCUAUGAUUCUCUUUUAGAUGUUAAGUUUGCAACCAAUUCGUAGCCAUUUAAGCACAAGGUUAUGUUUAGGGAGUUUGAAAAGAAAAAUAUACAAAACCAUUCGA
Molecule: messenger RNA, 1716 nt
Organism: Aedes aegypti (yellow fever mosquito)
Lineage: Eukaryota; Metazoa; Arthropoda; Insecta; Diptera; Culicidae
Product: achaete-scute complex protein T3
Exons: 2
Coding region: 250-1119 (289 amino acids)
Biological process (GO): positive regulation of transcription by RNA polymerase II
Cellular component (GO): RNA polymerase II transcription regulator complex
Molecular function (GO): protein dimerization activity; RNA polymerase II transcription regulatory region sequence-specific DNA binding; DNA-binding transcription factor activity, RNA polymerase II-specific
Source: RefSeq, a predicted model, not a curated record